Molecule: messenger RNA, 621 nt
Organism: Endocarpon pusillum Z07020
Lineage: Eukaryota; Fungi; Ascomycota; Eurotiomycetes; Verrucariales; Verrucariaceae
Exons: 1
Coding region: 1-621 (206 amino acids)
Source: RefSeq, a predicted model, not a curated record
AUGAGGGUCUCGCUGCUCGCUGCUGCUGCAUUAAUGCUUCAGGAUGUUCGUGCCGAAACUACCAUCCUUCCUCAGCUCCAGUCCGUGGACAUCUUCUAUCAGCCUAUGAGAUCUCUCCCAGAUGACAAAAGUUCUCUUCUCGCUUCUGUAAAGUACAACGUAUCGAACCUCGAAAGCACCGUAUUAUCCUAUUCACCCCCAGCUACUAGUGACACCACAACGGAGCGCGGGACAUCGCACCCUCUCUUCCGUAUCUCUACAAACACACCUGAUGGCUCAACAACCGUUACCAGCCUCUCUACAUUCAGUCCUACAUACACGCAAACACUUACCCUCCAUCUCAGAGACGACGACUUAGUCCUCGCUGCAUCUAUUUCAGCCGAGCCUCUCGUUCCAUCUCGACCUACCCCACAGGACCCAAAAACGACUCUGAAAGUUGUGGUUGUCCGGCCACAGCCUGGUCCUACGCCGAAACUCAACGUACGAAAGCCUGUGGUGGUUGGCGCUGACGGGAAGGAAGUACCGCAGGAACCGGAGGCGGAGAAAACGUUCUUCCAGAAGUAUUGGUGGGCGUUUGCACUUGUGGCUGUACUUGCUCUCGCUGGAGGUGGGGACAAGUAA